Molecule: messenger RNA, 5931 nt
Organism: Chironomus riparius
Lineage: Eukaryota; Metazoa; Arthropoda; Insecta; Diptera; Chironomidae
Source: the annotation of a GenBank genome assembly
AUGAGAAUCAAGUUUAGAAUUCUGCUUCUUUUGCUUUUUGUUUAUCCACUGAUCUUUUGUGAAAAAUAUUUGGAUCUUGAGAAUGAAUUAAUAUCCAAACCGGAUCCUGAUUUUCCUGCUAUUGAGCGUGUUUUUCAUGAUAUUAUUGAAACGUACUUUUUGGAAGACAAAACUCCAGUCGACAUUGUAAUUAUUGAGCCAUUUCCUGCUGAACAUUUGUAUAUUUUGAUACAAGUUCUUGUAAAAAUUAAUGGAACUUUGACUUAUCAGAUUAUGAAAUUCAGUAACUUCAAAGAAGACAUUUUUUUAAAGAAUCCAGCAAUAUUACUGCUUUCUGAUGAAAAAUCAUUAAUCAAAGUCGCCGAAUACUUUGAAAUAAUCAGAUAUCAGAAUCAAGCCUUCAAAUAUUUCAUUUAUUUUGCUCACACGACGAUUGAACAUCUUGAAAAUUUUUGGGUCAUAGAAUUUCAUGACAAACUGAAAUUGGCAUUAAAAUCAAUUAUUUAUCAUGCAUACUUCAUCAUCAAUGAACUUGAUAUAGUCAGCAUAUCGACUCUGGACUUUUUCUUUGAAGCAUGUAACAAGCAGCAAUUAACAAGACUUCACUUUUUUAAUAAAGCAAAGAUGAAAUGGAUCGGAAAUCUUAUGGAAUAUGAAAAAUUUCUCGAAUUUUAUGGAUGUGAAUUGAAAAUGAUGCUUCCUGUACUGCCUAAAGUUAAUCUAAAUUCAUAUCAUUGGGGAUUUUCUGUUCUAGAUGCAAAUGCUCCUAAUGGAUUCUCUGUUCAAGGUAUAACUCCAAAAAUAUUUAAAAUAGCAGGAAAAAAGUAUAACUUUAUAGAUGCAUACUCUCCUGCGAUGGUGUAUCAAAGAGAUUUGAUACUGGACUUCAAUUUGAACAAAGUUAUGCUGGUUGGAAUCAACAAAACAAUCAAAGAUCCAAGUGUGUACUUUGAUAUAACAGGAGUUCAUUUGCAUAAUAUUUCAAAGCUUAGAAUAUCAAAUGUAUUUGAGGAUGUUAAAUACAACCUUUUGGUGACACCUGGAGAUCUUUACACGCCAUAUGAGAAGUUAUUCCUGCCUUUUGAUCUUACUACUUGGAUUCUUCUGACAGCUACAUUUGGAAUAACAUUUCUUACAAUUUUCAUCAUCAAUCGUUUGGCAAAAUCGGCAAGAAACUUUGUUUAUGGCAGUAAAAUUUGUACACCGACACUAAAUGUCAUCAGCAUAUUCUUUGGAAUCUCACAAGCUAGACUACCAACUGAAAACUUUUCUAGAUUCAUUUUAAUUCUUUUUGUCUUUUUCUGCUUAAUUUUUCGAACUUGUUUCCAAAGUAAAUCCUUUGAGUUUUUGACAAGUGAACCACGACGUCCUCCUCCUAAGACAUUAGAGGACAUUGUGGCACAGAACUAUACAAUUUCAACAUUAUUUAAAGAAGCGUUUGAAAAUGUAAUCAAAGAUGAGAGGGAAAUUUGGCCACAAAUUAAGGAACCAAAAUUUCCAGAAUACAUAGCUUCUUACAAAACUCAAUCACAAAAUUCUUCAGCCAAGAUUUGCCUCAUAAUUGAAAACUUGAUUCGAAAUGAACUAAAUGCAGAAGGAAAUCCUAAUUGGAAUACAUUGGAACUUGAAAACAUCUUUGUGUCUCAUCAAGCCUUCUUUUUUCAGCAACAAUCAUAUUAUUUCCGGAUGAUGUUUAAGACAGUCAAUAGUCUUAUAGACACAGGAAUUAUGAAGCAUCUGUCGGACGAUUAUCUUAGGAAGAAAGAAUUCAUAAAACUUGAAGAAGAAGCAAAAAAAUUAAGUUUUAAUGAUCUUUCAUUUGGAUUCAACAUAUGGUUAGCGUUUUGUUGCAUAUCUUUUGGAGCUUUUCUUGUUGAAUUAUUAAAUAAGCCUAAAGAAGAUGCUUCAAGACUAUUUAAGUUUGCAAAGCCGGAUUCAAAUUUUGCAGCUUUUGAGUGUGUAUUGCUAGAUAUUAUUGAUGUCUAUUUUGUGAACGAAAACACACCAUUUGACAUUUUUGUACUAGAACCAUUUCCUUUAGACCAUUUAGAUAUGUUGAAUGCUGUUCUUGCAGGAAGUAAUGGAAAAUUUUCAUACUACCUCCUGAAAUAUAAUAACAAUUAUUCGAAAAUUUAUUUGGAAAAUCCAGUUUUAUUUUUGGUUUACGAUGAAAAUUCACUUGAGGAUAUAUUUAUAUAUUUUUUGGCACUUAGAUAUCAGAAUCAAGUUAUGAAACAUUUUAUUUAUUUUGCUGGAACAACAAUUGAGAAAUUUGGAAGUUUUUGGUUGAUACAAAAUCUACAAAGUUUAUCGAUCAUGCCUGGAACAAUUUUUUACCAUACUUAUUUCAUCUGCGAUGAGGCUGAAGUUGUUAGUAUUUCAACACUUGAAUGGUUUAUAAAAGGAUGCAAUAAACUUGAAAUAUCAAGAGUUCAUUUAUUUGAUAAGAAAUCAAUGACAUGGAUUGGAAAGCUUCAAGCUUAUGAGAAAUUUCUCGAAUUUAAUGGAUGUGAACUUAAAAUGAUGGUUCCAGUAACAAGACCAGCAUAUCUUAAUUCAUAUUAUUGGGGUUAUGCUAUUCUUGAUAAAAAUAACCCUGAUGGAUAUACUGUCUUUGGAAUCACGCGAAUAAUAUUUAAAAUAGCUAGUAAGAAGUUUAAUUUUGCUGAUGUUUAUGUUCCUAUUCUGGUAUACGAAAAAGAUUGGAUUAAGAAAUUUGACCACAAAGUUAUCUCUGGAUUGGUCUUAAAUAAAACAAUAUUAGAUCCAAAUGUUUAUUUUGAUAUAGCAGGAUUGACAUUACAAAAUGAAUAUAUGCAUAGAAUGUCAAAUGUAUUCGCUGAUGUUAAGUAUAAACUUUUUGUGACACCCGGUGAUCCUUAUACUCCAUAUGAGAAGCUAUUCCUGCCAUUUGAUCUCACAACAUGGAUUCUCUUACUGCUUACAUUUGGGAUAACAUUUAUUACAAUUUUCAUCAUCAAUCAUUUGCCAAAAUCUACACGAGACUUUGUCUACGGCAGUAAGAGUUGCACACCGUCAUUAAAUGUCAUCAGCAUAUUCUUUGGAAUCGCACAAGCCAAAUUACCAACUGAGAACUUCUCAAGAUUCAUUUUGAUUCUUUUUGUCUUUUUCUGUUUGAUUUUUCGGACUUGCUUUCAAAGUGAAUCUUUUGGGUUCUUAACAAGCGUGCCAAGACGUCCACCACCAAGAACAUUAGAAGAUCUUGUAGCACAAAAUUACACCAUUUACACAUUAUUCAAGAAAGGAAUUGAAAAUAUUAUUGUAAAUGAACAAGAACAUUGGCCUCGGAUUGUUGAACCUGAAUUUUUGGACUAUAUCAAGUACUACAAAACACAAUCGCAGAACUCUUCAGCAAAGAUGUGCCUUAUAAUUGAGGAUUUACUCCAAAGUGAACUUGAUGCAGAAGUCAAUCCUAUGUGGAAUAAGAUUGAACUAGAAAACAUCUACGUUGCUCACCAAGCUUUCAUUUUCCAUCAACAUUCAUUUUCCUUCAGAAUACUUUUUAAGACAGUCAAUAGUCUUAUAGAUACAGGAGUUAUAAAACAUUUGACUGAAGAUUAUUUAAGGCAAAAGAAAUUUCUAAAAAUUAUUGAAUCUAGAAAAGUUUUGGAUCUUAAUGAUCUCUCAUUUGGAUUCAUCAUUUGGUUGGGUUUUUGUGGCAUUUCCAUUGCUGCUUUCUUUUUUGAAUUUCUUAAAAAACCAGAUCGUGUAAAACCUCCUAGAUUAUUUAAGUUCGCCAAAGUUCAUCCUUAUCUACAAAACUUUCCGAUUAAGAAUGCAAAAAAGCUAAAAGUUCUGAAUCAAACUUUUCAAAACUUCAAAGUCAAAGUUCGAGAAGUUUCCACGGAGAGUGAAAAAGCAACGAACAUUUCAAUUCAGCAUCAAGUAACACAGUUUUCAAGACAGGAAGUUCAAUCUGCUGCUAAUCUUCAUUACUCAGCAUUUUGUUUAAAUUACUUGGAUAUUGAAAUAGAUGAAUUUCAAAUUUUGAAUCCAGAUUUUCCUGCAAUAAUUCAAGUGCUAAAGGAUGUUAUUGAUGUUUAUUUAGUGAAAGAAGAUGAUCCAUUUAAUAUUAUUAUUGUGGAACCGUUUCCAAUGGAUCAAUAUGAAAUUUUAUAUGGAAUUCUAGCUGAAAACUAUGAGAAAUUUUCUUAUAAAUUGAUAAAAGUAAAAUAUCAGAAGCAUAAUCAUUUUGAAAAACCUAGUUUAAUGACAGUUCCUGCACUAUUUUUAGUUUACAAUGUCGACGCAAUUCUCAAAAUUUAUGAAUUAUUUGAUUUUAUUCGAUACAAUAAUCAACCAAUUAAAUACUUCAUAUAUUUUGCUGAGUCAUCAUAUGAAGAUAUUAUCAAUAAUCCAUUAAUAGGUGCACAUAAGGAACUUACAGUCCAUCCAGGAACAAUAUAUCAUCAUACUUAUUUUAUUCUUAAUGAACCUGAAUAUAUUAGCUUAUCAACAAUCGAAUGGUUCGUAAUUGGAUGCAACAUAGGAUUUUUGGAUAGACUCAACUUAUUUGAUAAAGAUUUAAUGACGUGGAGAAUAAAACUUAAAGCGUAUGAGAAAUUUCUUAAUUAUAAUGGAUGUGAACUAGUUUUGAUGCUUCCAUUAAGAAAAAAUGUUAUGGUCGUUGACCUUAACUCAUACCAUUGGGGAGAGCUUAUCAUCGAAUCUGAAGAUUCUCAGUCAUUUACUAAAGGUGGAAUUAUCCCGACUUUAUUCAAUAUUGCUGGUAAAAAGUUCAACUUCUCGGAUGAAUAUGUUGCAUUAAAUGUAGACCAUAAGGAUUAUAUUCUGAAUAUUAAUUAUUCAGCACUCAAUACCGCAAGAUUUAUUAAUAAAUCAAUAAAAACUCCAAAUGUCUGUUUUGAUGUCAAUGGAGUGCAAUUAAGUAUUCAUCCAGGUCUAAAAGUUUCAAAUGUCUUUGCUGAUAUUAGCUACAAUCUAUUUGUGACACCAGGAGAUGUUUAUACUCCAUACGAGAAGUUAUUCUUGCCAUUUGAUUUCAUUACUUGGAUCUUAAUCUUUUUCACAUUUUCAACAACUUUCAUCACUAUUUUAAUUAUUAACUGUCUACCAGAACAUGCAAGAGACUUUGUCUAUGGUAUCGAAAUUAAUUCUCCAACGUUAAACGUCAUCAGCAUAUUUUUUGGAAUCUCACAAAUCAAACUUCCAACUGGACAUUUUCCGAGAUUCAUUCUUAUGCUUUUCAUCUUUUUCUGUUUAAUUUUUCGAACUUGUUUUCAAAGUAAAUCAUUUGAGUUCCUGACAAGUGAGCCACGACGUUCAUCACCGAAAUCAUUAGAGGAUCUUUUGGCACGCAAUUAUACAAUCAGUACUUUAUUUAAAGACUCUUUUGAAGUUCUUAUUAGUGAUGAAAAAGAUAAAUGGCCUAAACUCUACGAGCCAAAUUACAUAGAUUACGUUACUUCCUACAAUACUCAGUCACAAAAUGCUUCAGCAAAAAUGUGUUUAAUUAUUGAGGAAUUGCUCCAAAAAGAACUAGACGAAAAGUCAGUCAACAAAUGGACUCAAAUUGAUUUAAAAAACAUUUAUGUUUCUCAUCAAGUUUUCAUCUUUUUGCAGCAAUCAUUUUCUUUUAGGAUGCUUUAUAAGACUGUCAAUUGUUUGAUAGAUACAGGAAUUAUGAAGUACUUGACUGACAAUCAUUUGAUGAGGAAAAAGUUGACGAAAAUUGUUGAACAUGCAAAAGUGUUAAGUAUGAAAGAUCUUUUAUUUGGAUUUAAUAUUUGGUUGGGGUUUUGUGUGAUUUCGUUUGGUGCUUUUAUGCUGGAGAAACUGUGUUGCCAAAAAACCAAAAGAUCUAAAUUUGCGAAAAUUCAUCCAAUGUUGAAUGAUUUUGUAGAGGAACUCGAAUGUUCAACUUGCUAUGAAAACUUUAAAAUUAAAUAA